UGAGGUCACAAGCUUCACACAUGUAGGGUCUACAGUUUGUGGAUCAUGAGCCUCCAUGUCUAAAGGAGGGAAAUGUGUAACAAGACCGCCUGGCAUUGUACUUCUGCUAACCUCGACCUCUAUGCUGUGAACGAGCAGACCAGAGUAGCAUUCAUAAUCGGAAUAUGAGUCAUCUGUGCACGCACUGUCUGUCAGUCAGUCGUGCUCCAAAUUGCUAUAAAACUUGCGACUCGCAUAUCGUUCGUCAGCUACGACGUCGACGGCAGUAUGGCUACCGCAAUGCGCUCACCAUUAGUCGAACUCUCAGGCGAGCCCCGGAACGCUAUCUACGAAUAUGUGGCUCUCUCCAGCACUACCACCGUAACGAUGGUGGAUGGCGAUUACCGAAAGCCAUCAUGCCAUCUUGCUGCCACCUGCCAUCAGAGCUGUAAAGAAUAUCUUCCCAUUCUCCGCGACUAUAUCUGGCAUGCAAGCAAGAUCCAGACCACAGUCACCAACUGGAGAUUCUUGCGCUUUCCCUACGUUGUUGAUACGCUCAUGCAAGCGACUCCUAAUGUGAAGAAGUCUCUCACCAUCACACUCUCUUUCGCCCAUAUGCACAUAGAACUUGCGAGGCUGGCGCUAAAUGACUGGAUGGCAUUCUGCAUCGCCUCCCGUGCCAAGCUGGACAUCCCGUACCUUCCGACUACAGACCAUCUUCGAACAGUCCAAGCACUGGGCAGCCGUUUAAUCUGGAUCGCGGUAAACGCUGUUGCAAAUGUCAAGCUGUCGUGAAUGAUGCAACAGUAUGACGGUGAUGAGGAGCUGAGCGAGGUUCUCCGGGCGGAAUGCAGGAAGGUCGGUUUGGUCUUGAGCAAAUUCGAGGCUAGGCGUGCAAAUACUCGCUCCAAGCUUCGCCCGAAGCUCUGCCCGAAGAGACGCUUAGGCGGAAGAUCAAGGAUCGCAGUGAAAUAGAGGUCAUUCUAGCAAGCUGGAGGCUCGGCGCCAUCGGGGCCAGCGGAUCGCAGAUCCUCCGUUGCGGCAGACAUGUUGUAUCGAUGCGCAGGGCGAACGACG
Baudoinia panamericana UAMH 10762 is the source of this 1056-nucleotide messenger RNA. RefSeq lists its product as uncharacterized. The coding region runs from base 268 to 774 and encodes 168 amino acids. The record is from RefSeq and is a predicted model, not a curated record. NCBI's taxonomy places the organism in Eukaryota, Fungi, Ascomycota, Dothideomycetes, Mycosphaerellales, Teratosphaeriaceae. The transcript has a single exon.